This is a messenger RNA of Aedes albopictus (Asian tiger mosquito), 6849 nucleotides long. RefSeq lists its product as uncharacterized. The transcript has 3 exons. Gene Ontology annotation, molecular function: nucleic acid binding. Bases 1 to 6849 code for a protein of 2282 amino acids. Lineage: Eukaryota; Metazoa; Arthropoda; Insecta; Diptera; Culicidae. The record is from RefSeq and is a predicted model, not a curated record. Gene Ontology annotation, biological process: DNA integration.
AUGCCCACCACUACGCGAGCUGCCGCGAAGGCCACUGCUGGGGGAUCCCAGGACAUUUGCGAGAGAUGCAAAACUCCUCAUCACGUAGCAGAAAUGGUAGCCUGUGACCAAUGUCGACGUUGGUACCAUCGUGCGUGUGCGGAGGUGGCGGAGAGCUUCAACGGUAAGUGGACAUGCAAGGAUUGUACUUCCAUAGUGACCAUCAGUGGAGCCUCGAUUUCGGGAAGAACCAGUAGCACAUCUCGGUCAACAAGGGUUCAGCUACAACUCAUGCGACUGGAGGAGGAGAAAAGGGCCCAGGAGAAGCUGAUCCAAGAACAGCAGGAGCAGGAUCGUAUCCUGCAGGAGAAGGCUCGGGCCGCGAAAGCUGCAUUAGACAAAAGGUAUCUCGAUGAGAAGUAUGCCCUGCUUCUAGCUGAUGCCGAAGAUGACGAUGCUGGAAGCCACAGGAGUCGUCGAAGCCGUUCGAGUAGGAACAGUCAGGUGAGAGAGUGGGUCCAAGGACUGGAUGAAGCUGCCGGAGGUAAUCCAGUUCCACAACACGUAGAAGACAUCUUCCCGCCGUUUACGAUUGGCAGUGAGGUCAACGUACCCGUCGGUGGAAUGCUCGCAAAAUAUACAGGAGCAGUUCGCAAACUUACACCAAAUCCAUCGGUAGUUGGGACAAGCGGGGGAAAUCAGCAGCACUCGUCCAGACCUGCAAGCGACUGGCUUGCCGACAACGUUGGUACUGAGGGCAUGAGUACCACAGCCGGUAUGAAGAACCCGAUUACAGCGUCCACUCCUAUUCGAAUGGAGUGUGUAGGUAGGCAACCGACGGCACGAAGCAUGGUACAAACGCAAUCAUCGUUGUAUGUGCAGCCAGUGGUAACACAACCAGUGUAUACACAAUCGGUGUUUGCCCAACCAAUGCAACCUCCACCCAUUCGGCCGAAGCUCGUCCCACGACCACCAUUACCAACGUUCUUGUUCCAAGAACCGAUUUCAAGGCCAUCAGCUGAUAACGUACGUUCGUCGCUCCCGCCGAUAAGUGAGUCACCGCUGCUACAGUCUAGGGUCGGACAAUGUACACAGUUGCCUUCAUCGAACUCUGUCCCACAACAGCUACAUGCUUCUCGAACUUUGGUACCGCCACCGUCACAGCCUUCGCAGGUAGUGCAGUCGUCGAUUGAUGCUUCCAUCCAGUUAGCAGAGCAGAUAUCGAGCAUGCAACUACCACCAACGACACGGGCGUCGUUCUCUCAGCUGUCGUCUCGGCAGCCACACACACUUGCGUCGGCGAUGUGUGAUGAGCUAGUGGAACAAUCGCAGCCCCCAUCUGUGUUACGAGAAUCAAUUUCGUACACCCCGCAACCACAGUAUCCAUCCGCUCCGGAGAGAUUGGCAUCACAAUCACCGGAGCAUCAGACGUCGUCGCCAGUACCGCUACAACAACAGAGCGAGCCAUACGCUGCACAGCUGCGGCAGAUGCAGGUUCAACAAUCGAUGUGGGGACAAUUCCAGCAGCAGUUGUCGGCUAGGCAAGUGGUGCCGAAGGAUCUUCCGAUGUUUACUGGCUGCCCCGAAGAAUGGCCACUUUUUAUUAGCAGCUUCUGUAAUUCCACAACGAUGUGUGGAUAUUCUCAAGCCGAGAAUUUAAUGAGACUGCAGAAAUGCCUUAAGGGCAGAGCAUUGGAGGCCGUUCGGAGUAACCUGUUGCUGCCAUCUUCGGUCCCGAAAGUGAUGGAAACUCUUGAGACUUUGUUCGGGAGCCCAGAGCGACUAGUCCAGUCGCUGCUCAACAAAGUGCGCAGCGUUCCUACUCCAAAGGCUGAAAGGCUCGAGAGCCUGGUAAAUUUCGGCUUGGUCGUGCAAAACCUUGUCGGGCACUUAAAGGCUGCCAACCAGCAAGCCCAUCUGUCCAAUCCAACUCUACUACAGGAGCUGGUGGAUAAGUUGCCACCACACCUUCGACUGGACUGGGCAUUAUACAAAAGAAGCACUGGUGUCGUCGACUUAGGAACGUUCUGCGACUACAUGAGUGCCAUCACGUCAGCAGCGAGUGAUGUGGCCCACUUCACCGAUUUUGACGGAUCUCGCGGUGUUGGAAACGAGAAACCGAGGAAGGAAAAGGCCUACAUCAACGCUCAUGUUUCUGCCGAACCAAGGAGAAUAGAGCAGCAUGGAAAGAAGGUGGAUACCCAAGAGAGGCCGUGCUAUGUCUGCCAGAGCGUGAAACAUCGAAUAAGGGAUUGCAACAAGUUUAAGUCCAUGUCGUUCGGGGAUCGCAUGAAGGCGGUGGAAACUCAUCAACUUUGCUUGGUUUGCCUGGUGCCGCAUGGAAAAUGGUCUUGCAAAUCAACACGUACCUGUGGCAUAGGAGACUGCGCCAAAAAACAUCAUCCAGCAUUACACCCAAGCCAACAAUCGGCGGCCAAACCAACGACUUCCGACUGUUCUGGAGCACGGUCGAAAUCCGAUGCCAUCGUGAAUGUCCAUCGUUGGAACCACCACACUACGAUAUUCCGUGUAGUACCGGUGGUAUUGCACGGAAAAGAAGUCAAAAUAUCCACCUUUGCCUUCCUCGACGAAGGUUCAUCGUCUACAUUGAUUGACCAGGAGUUAGCCGAUAUGUUGAACCUUGAAGGUAAACGGCAACCGCUGUGUUUGACAUGGACUUCGAAGGUUUCACGUCAUGAAGCAGAUUCCCGAAUGGUUUCACUGAGGAUUUCAGGGAAUGAAGACAGCGAAAGCUUCCCUCUGGUGGAUGUCAGCACUGUGAGACAGCUGGAUCUUCCGGUGCAGACAUUACAGUACGAUAAAUUGUCACGUCGGUACAAGUAUUUGGCCGGACUUCCGGUUAAAAGUUACGAGGCCGCUAUUCCGAGAAUCCUGAUAGGGUUGGACAACACAAAGCUGUCGUUGCCCAUCAAGAUACGAGAAGGGCAGCACGGCGGACCAGUGGCAGCGAAAACUAGGUUGGGAUGGACUGUCUUCGGAAGCACUGACGGCACUAAGGUGGACUUUCGGUCCCCAGUAUUGCACAUCUGCAAAAGCACGGAGGAAACCGACCUACACGACCUGGUGAAAGGCUACUUCGCAAUGGAGAAUCUUGGCGUUUCCAUAGCCGAAGGACCAGAAGCAGCAGCAGAUCGACGAGCGAAGGACAUUCUACGGCGAACAACGAUCAAGCGUGCCGACGGGCACUAUGAAACCGGAUUACUGUGGCGGUACGAUUUAGUGGAAUUACCAUCGAGCUACGGUAUGGCCGAACGUCGUUUGCUUUGCCUGGAGCGGAAGCUGAGAUCUAAUCCAGAACUGAAAGAGAGCUUGGAAAGGCAAAUUUCCGAGUACCAGGUUAAAGGCUAUGCUCACAAAGCAACACCCCAGGAGUUGGCAAAUAGUGAUCCGCACCGUACAUGGUAUCUUCCACUAGGAGUGGUAACGAACCCACGCAAGCCAGGGAAAGUGCGUAUUAUCUGGGACGCGGCCGCCAAGGCGAAUGGUGUGUCUCUUAAUGAUGUUCUGCUGAAGGGCCCAGACCUUCUUACGUCGUUGCCAGGGGUAUUGUGCCGUUUUCGUCAGCGAGAGGUGGCGAUUGCAGGUGACAUUCGCGAAAUGUAUCACCAGUUGAAGAUACGAAAGGAGGACUGCCAGGCACAGCGCUUUCUCUACCGGAGCGACCCGUCUCAGAAACCAGACGUUUUUGUGAUGGAUGUGGCGACCUUCGGUUCGACUUGUUCGCCCUGCUCGGCGAACUUCGUAAAAAACAAAAACGCACUAGAGUGGAAGACAGAACAUCCAGAAGCGUCAGCGGCGGUGAUAGAGAACCACUAUGUAGACGAUUACCUGGACAGCCGCGAUACGGAGCAGGACAUGGCAAACUUGGCGUCAGACGUACGGAAGAUUCAGGCAGAGGCUGGGUUCGAGCUACGAAACUGGCGGUCGAAUUCCAAAAAAGUGUUGCAGUCUCUUGGAGAAGAUGCAGCGAUCCAAAUGAAGGAAUUUAGAGUCGACAAGGAAAGUCAGGUGGAACGCGUUCUUGGAAUGGCGUGGUUACCAGAUGUAGAUAUGUUUGUGUACUUCGUCAAGAUGCCGGACGACAUUGAGCGCUCGGAUUCUACAAAGGUCGCUACGAAGCGUAGUAUUCUAAGGUUCGUCAUGAGCGUGUUCGACCCGCUUGGGUUGAUUUCGAACCUGCUCGUCCACGGUAAGGUGAUCAUUCAAGAUUUGUGGAGAGCUAAAGUGGGAUGGGACGACACUAUCCCAGCGGAAAUACAGCACAACUGGUUGCGGUGGAUCGAACAUCUAUCCAAAUUGGAGAAACUUCAGAUUCCACGAUGCUACUUUUCCGGCUACGAUCCGGAUAGUCUUCAUUCAUUGCAGCUCCAUAUUUUUGUAGAUGCAAGUGAGAGUGCCUUCGCUUGCGCUGCUUAUUUUCGUAUCGUCGAUCGUGAUCUGCCGAGAUGCGCUUUGGUAGCAUCAAAGACCAAGGUGGCUCCGCUGAAGCCGCUGUCAAUCCCACGAUUGGAGUUGCAGGCAGCAGUUAUUGGAAGCCGAAUAGCAAAGUCCGUCGCAGAGUAUCACACGCUGUCUGUAAGUCGCAGAUUUUUCUGGAGCGACUCCAAAACAGUUCUUUCCUGGAUCGGAUCAGACGCUCGGAAGUAUCGCCAGUACGUAGCAGUACGUAUUGGUGAAAUCCUGGAAGAAACUCAGCCUGAUGAGUGGCACUGGGUGCCCACAAAACACAACGUUGCGGAUGAAGCCACCAAAUGGGGGAAAGGUCCAACGUUUCAUCCGGACAGUCGAUGGUUCACGGGACCGGACUUUCUCUUCCAGCCGGAGGAUAAGUGGCCACAGCAACAGAUACCAGUAGCCGAUACGGAAGAAGAACUACGAGUUGUACAUGUGCAUCGUGCAAAGAUAAUCGAGCCGUUCAUCGAUUGCGACCGGUUCUCCAAAUGGGAACGAAUCCUCCGUGCCACAGCGUAUGUGUAUUCGUUCAUUGGUCGAUACCGAGAUUUCGGUAAGCAAGGGGUUUCGCGAGCCAAACGUGAGUUGACGCAGGAAGAUAUGCAGCGAGCAGAGAAAGCUUUGUGGCGGCUUGCUCAAGCCGACGCCUACGCCGAAGAAAUAACCAUCUUGCAGAAAGAAUCAGACGGACACCGUCCGUUAAAACUCGACAGAAGCAGCUCAAUUCGUCAACUGUCUCCGUUUUUGGAUGAGUUCGGGGUGAUUCGUAUGGCAGGUCGAACUGAAGCUUCACCGCUGGCAAGUUACGAUGCAAAGUUCCCAGUAAUCUUGCCGAAACAACAUCGUGUGACUGAACUUCUGAUCGACUGGUACCACAGACGAUUCGGCCACCACAGCAACGAAACUGUAGUCAACGAAAUUCGUCAGCGUUAUCACAUUUCCACUCUACGGAUAGUGGUACGCAAAGUUACAAAGAAGUGUCAGUGGUGCACAGUGAACAAGGCGCUUCCUGUAGUCCCCAGGAUGGCUCCUCUACCAGAAGCACGUGUUACUCCGUUCGUGCGUCCAUUUUCAAUGGUCGGCAUCGAUUAUUUUGGACCAUAUAUUAUUAAAAUUGGCCGAAGUCACGUGAAGCGUUGGGUGGCACUCUUCACUUGCUUAGUUGUUAGAGCAGUACAUCUAGAAGUAGCGGCGUCACUCUCCACCGAAUCUUGCAAGUUAGCUCUUCGUCGCUUCAUCGCUCGUCGCGGGGCACCAUUGCAAAUCUACUCCGACCACGGAACAAAUUUUGUCGGUGCCAGUCGCGAAUUGGCUAAUCAAGUGGCAUCUUUGAACCGAGAGUUAGCGGAAACCUUCACGGAUAUCAACACUCGUUGGCUGUUCAUUCCACCAUCUUCCCCGCACAUGGGCGGUGCGUGGGAAAGAAUGGUCAGAGCAGUUAAGACAGCAAUGGAAUCCAUCAACCACUCUCGCGCGCCGUCCGAAGAAGUGUUCCAGACAAUACUUUGUGAAGCAGAGUCAAUGGUCAACUCAAGACCCUUGAUGUACAUUCCGCUGGAGACUUCGGACAAGGAGGCAUUGACUCCGAAUCAUUUUAUUCUUCUCAGCUCUAACGGAGUCAAGCAGCCGGAGAAAAUUUCGACUACAGAAGGUGAAUCACUUCGCACCGGUUGGAACUUGUGUCGAUACGUCCUGGACCAGUUCUGGGUAAGGUGGAUCCGGGAAUAUCUACCGGUCUUAACACGGCGCACCAAAUGGCACGAUGAAGCCAAGCCUAUUCGAGAAGGAGAUCUAGUAUUCGUAGUCGGAGAGCCGACUCGGAACCGAUGGCCUCGUGGUAAGGUCGUUAAAGUUAUACCGGGUAAGGAUGGCCGCAUCAGGCAAGCAGACGUUCAGACGAGUUCAGGAAUUCUACGCCGUCCAGUGGUUAAACUAGCGGUGCUCAACAUACUACCAGAAGGUAAUUCUGCUGCACCGGAGCAGCAUUACGGGGAGGAGGAUGUAGCAGGAGGCGUUACACCCGUUGGAGUCGCUGCGAAAAAGCUCAAUAGGGAUGUUACAGAACUGACAGAUGUCCCGUCAACUAAUAGCUGUGCUAGUCUUCCCAUCGACCCAAGUGUAUUUGUAGCACAGGCCACCCUUUCCAACUGGAAGGCUGCAUCAUUCCAAUCCAACAACCGCAACCCAUCACCCACCACCAUGGUCGAUCCCGGCAAGGACAACCAAAGCCAUCCAAAACCGGACAACCAAAGCAAGGACAACCAGAUCGCCAUAAAAACUAACAGAGAAAGACAAUUUCGAAUCAAUUCCGUCUCUAAAGAAGACUCAUUCCAUCCGAGGCGACCGAGAAGGAUGCACUGGCAAUCAUCGUGUCCCGACUGGAGAGACGAAAAAUAG